AUGGGUGGAAACGUAUUGCGUUUGCAGUAGUGAUACUACGGUAGCAUCCAAGGGGUGAACACACGAUGCGUUGAUAGAGGUAGCUAGUUCUCCGUGUAAAUCAGUUGUGUGCUGACUUCUAUUUUAUAUUUUUGGGGUGUGGGGGGAAGAAUGAAAGAGGUCUUCCACCAAAACGGACGAAAUCAUGAACGGCGCGGUAUAUAUUUCGUUUUUUCAAGGUCAGCUGGAAUCUGCACUAGAGCAAGUAGUACAACUCGCAGUCCAGGAAAUAACGAAGAGUGUUGGGUCAAGCUUGAAUUCUAUGUUAAUGAAUACGGCCGUCAAAGAACAAGAAAACCAAAGACUAAAGUUAAGGCUUCAAUCACUGGAGUUUGAAUGUAAUGGGGUAGAAAAUGGAGCCGCGUUCAACGGUGGCAGGGAAGACAACGCGGCAACGGAUCGAACAAAGCCCGAGACACACACCUUCAGCCACAGCACAGAGCGCGGCGUGCACGCAAACACUCAAAGACUGGAUCAAAAAGGACGAGUAGUGGGUCAGCUAAAGAUGGUCAUGGAGCAUGUGCUGGAGUUUGCUGUGUGCGAGCUGACCAAAAUCGUGGAGGCCAGUUUCGAUGACCUGCUCCUGGAGAUGACCAAGAAAGAGUGGGAGCACAGCGCUCUGGAGGAGCAGUUGCGCCGUGUGGCUCACCGGGAGAACGGGAGGGGCGGGGUGUCGAGGAGGAGUGGGUCGGAAAACAACACAGCAUUCCCCAGUGGCUCAGAGGACACCCGGCAGGAAUCCAGAAACGUCACAGUCAAAAUUGUCCGGGGACAAAGGGAGCAAACGGAGACAACAAAUGACAGUGACAAGCAGGCUGUCUUGACCGUAGCCCAAGACUGGGUCCCCAUCCUGGACAAGGUUUUUGGGCAGAAGUGGUGCAGCGACCUGUGGCAGUUCAAAGAGCUGGCUUCAGGGAAGGAGGGCGAGGAGAGGACCGGGGGAUCUGGGUUGGGGAUUGUGAGCUCCUUCCCCAGUCUGAACGCCCUGAUCCGUGAGAACCUGGAGCCCUCCCCCACCAGCCUCCUGCAGGACCCCCAGUGGAUGCCUCUAGAGGACAUGGAGGUCCUCUCCUCGACCUUGGACACUCCGCAAGACCCUCCUGCUACCAUAAGCACCACAGCCACAGUUGAGGAGUCCCUCAGGUCUCCGUCGAUGCUUCACCGGCUCCUCACACUCCCCGCUCAGCUCCUAGAGGAAGACGAGGACGAGAACACCAUGGAAACCAUCCCCCUGCUCCCUGAAACUUCACCUGGCAGAGCAGCUGUGCGCCGGCAAAACACAGAAUCGCCUAACCAGAGCUGCCCAUCUCCUCCCAAGAAAAAGGUUGCUGUUUCACAGGAGGAGGAGGAGGAGGAGGAAGAUGAAGAGAAGGAAGACAAAGGGACGACGACGCUGGACUCAAAGGUGAAGACCGUGCCUCUCAAAGGCAGGAAGGCUCACGAGUGUAAAGAAUGCGGCAAGAAGUUCAGCCGGGCGCUGCUCCUGAAAGCUCACCAGCAGACUCAUAUCACCACAGCACUGGCAACGACGCCAGCGAUUUGCUGCUCAGAGUGCGGGAAACGCUUCUCCCAGGCAUCCCGGUUACAGGCGCACCUACGAACACACACCGGGAAAAAGUCCUGAGCCGAUGGGAAUGGGAAGAUUUGAAGCAAAAAAAUGAGAAUUGGAAUCGAAAAGUCGAUCUUCAGUCCAUAUCUCACAAAUAGCCAUAUCAGUAGCAGGAUGGUCACCGGAAUUCGAAUUCAUACAUUUGAGUUCACUUUAAGUACCUUAUAAGUUGGGAAUCAGAGGCAUUUUUUCAUGUUGCUGAUUUGAAGGUACCGUUUUGCUGACUGCUGUAUGUUUCUUAAUUUUUACCAUUUUUAUUUUAUUUCUUAGAUGUGUCAACAAGGUAAAUACUUUGUAGUCAUUUGGGAUUGGAUCUCGCUGGUAGUAGUGGUUAAUAUGUAUCGCCAGUGUACAUUCUGUACAGCAUGGGACAGUGUCGCUCACAACAAGCAAUGAAGUGCUCUUUUUAUUUUUCUCAAUAUACUUUUCUACAUUUUUGGAAUAUCAAACUGGUCUCUUUGUGCUUUAUUUCACAUCAAGGUUAUUUGCUACACCAGAGGCCAGAAUCUAGGCUUUUGUGGACUGCAACUUUAAUAAACAUUACACUGAUUUGUAAGAAUUGUAUCUUUCAGUGGCAGAGGCGUUGUCUCAAGUCGAAUGUGAAUCACAACUUAUCUUUUUUCCUGUGCUACUAGCAGUGGCUCACUUUCAAAGGGCUUAUGUGCCCGGGGUAAAGGGAGAAAGAUACUGCUGGAGUCAGUAGCAGAGAUAAUACCUUUAUUUUGCUUACCUCUGAAUAUGAAUCUCUGUACAGAUGGAAAGAACCUGGUAUUCAUCUUCUUUACCUUCUUCAUGCAAUUCACUAUUUACAGUCCUCACUAGACAGUAUUUUUCUUUUUCACUCAACAUAAAUACCUCUUCAAAAACACUCUCAAAUAAUGUUUGAAAAAGGUAUUGUUACAUUGGUAGCCCUUUUUGUUUUUAUAAAGAACCACAGAUUCAGAACACAAUCGUGCAAUUUACUCCUGAAUCACAAGAGUCUGCAGACCUCUGCUUGAUGACUAACACAAGCUGUGUGACAAUGACAUAUCACAGUGGUCCCUCUUGGGUUUUUCCACACCCUAUCUGUGUGCCCUGGAAGGACCAUUCCUGACACAAGUCUAAAGAUAAUCGCCCUCGUGCUGAUUGUGGAGGCUGGGUUUUCUCAAGUGUUAUGGGAAGUAGAGAAAUACCACAUUGAUGAAACACACUUUCUGGUUUGUUUUAUAUGUCUUGUUUGAGCUCCGGAUGAGUCAAAUGGAUGUGGAGCAUCUGAUUGGACAUCGGGAAUAUUGUUUCUGCUCAUAUGGCCAUGCCUAACAGAAUACUAUGUCGGAACAUAAAAUAUUGAAGGGAGGGGCCAUUCAAAUAAGGGAGGGAUGGAUGGAUGAGGAAAGAUGGGGUGGGGGGUUGAGGUGCAGGGUUGUAUAGACUUUGGCGAUUUACUGGUGUUUGCAGGAUUGCUCUUUGCCUUUCUACAGAUAUCUUUUGGGAGGCAAACACUUUAAGAUUCCUUAAGUAUCGUAGCGUCUUCCCAUUUUGAUUGUGCUUUGUCUCUUGUAGAUGUCUGCAGCUUGUAGUGCUGAGCGAUUAGUGCUUUUUGAGGCCUGUUUAGUUUCGGUUUGAUUAUGAAAAAAUAGUCACGGUUUUCGGUUUAGAUUAUAUAUAUAUAUAUUUUUUAAAUGUUUUAUGCAUUGUGGGUUGAAUGCUGUAACACAGAAUAAAAAAAUUA
This is a messenger RNA of Coregonus clupeaformis (lake whitefish), 3359 nucleotides long. RefSeq lists its product as uncharacterized. NCBI's taxonomy places the organism in Eukaryota, Metazoa, Chordata, Actinopteri, Salmoniformes, Salmonidae. Gene Ontology annotation, cellular component: nucleus. The transcript has 4 exons. The record is from RefSeq and is a predicted model, not a curated record. The coding region runs from base 185 to 1663 and encodes 492 amino acids.